Messenger RNA from Onthophagus taurus, 2403 nucleotides. Lineage: Eukaryota; Metazoa; Arthropoda; Insecta; Coleoptera; Scarabaeidae. The record is from RefSeq and is a predicted model, not a curated record.
UGUAUUAAAUUUAUGGUUACAAUUUUUUUAUUUGUUUAUUUAAAUGCUCAUUUUUUAUACGCAACAACUUGUUUCUUUCAAUCUUGUUCACAUAAUGGAUGGUACAUUGAAAAAUUAAAAAGCAGCAUUGAAACGAGGAUUAUGUCAUCAACAACAAACGGCCAAUUAUUAAUUUCCUUUAUUUAUAGUUUAUCAGUGUCUCUUUUCAUCGGUAUUGGUGAUAUUUUACCGAAAAAUCAAACCGAUUUAAUUGUUGUUAUGUUUGGAAUUAUUUCAGGAAAGCUUGUUUUGGGUUAUUAUAUCGCCGAAUUAAUUUCGUUAAUCACCUUAAAAACAAAUUCAUCAAUGAAAUUUCAAGAACACCUCUCAGCAUUGAACUUUCACAGCAAAAAACGAAAUAUUCCUAAAAAAUUGGAAAAAAGGAUCAGGAAUUUUUUUGAUGUUCAAUGGGAAAGAGAUGAAGCCCACUUUUAUUUAACAAAUCAACCCAUAACAAUAGAUGUAUCAUCAACAUUACAAAGAGAAAUUAAAUCAAAAGAAUGCCGACAAAACAUGAAUCGUUUUAUAAUUUUCAACGACUUAGGAGACGAUUUUAUCACCUACUUAAUGGAAAAUGCUCGAAUUAUAACACUCGGACCAAGCGAAAUCGUCACUUACUUCGGAAGCAUUAACCGAGAAAUGUAUAUUAUUUGUAAAGGUUAUUGUCUACAACAAACCGAAAGUAACACUUACAAAAAUUUAAGUCCCGGAACGGCAAUCGGCUUUUCUUCAUUACUUUUCGGAUUACCCUCAAUGAAUAAUACGUACACCUCAACGCAUUGUGUGCUGAUUUAUAUCGACGUUACCACUUUUAAUAACGCCUUACGACACACCGUGGGUUUGUACAAAAUCGUUUAUAAAGCGAGGCAGAGAGUUUUAGCGAAAUACAACGCUAAUUAUGAAGUUAGAAUGAUUGAAAAUCCUCAUUAUACUAAGAUGAGGGGAGAUUUUAAGAUGAAAAAUAAGAAAAUUAAUGAAAAAUUUAUUACAAAUAAAUCUUUUAUAAAUACAUAUAAGUAUUGUAUCUAUAACAAAGAAAGUUAUGUAAAACUUUCAAACGGACCAGGAAAAAUAUGUUUUUUAAAAUACCUUUUAAUGCCAAUCGCAAUCCUUCCAAACGGAUUAUUUAUAAUAACUUGGCAAAUAAUACGGUCAAUAAACAGUUUGGUAACUUUUAUUUGCAUCCCCAUUGAAUUCGCCCUCGCUCCACAUCAACCGAACUUAUAUUAUUUUUUACUAACGACCGAUAUAAUUGCUUACAUCGAUACUUAUAUAAGGAUGCAUUUGAGUUAUUACGACCAAUUAAAUCAACUUGUUAUUCAUCCUUGGACAACAGCCGAACAUUACAUUAAGGGAUCAUUUAUUCUUGAUGUUCUUAUUUGGUUUCCUUAUUCAGGAAUAAUUCAAGGAGUUGCUCGAAGUCAUAACGAAGAUCACAGUGUAUUUUCUCAUUCGUUGAGUCCACAUUUUUUACACUGCUCGGUUCACUUAAUAAAAAUGUUUGAUUUUUAUAAAGUUGUAUGGGGUAUAAAAUAUUUAAGUGAGCGAUAUCAAAAAUGCAACAUUUUUCAUUGUUGCAAAUAUUUUUUUUAUUCCCUAUUAAUUAUUCAUGUUUGGAGUAUUAUUUUAAUGGUGAAUACAUGCGAAUAUAAGCAUAUUUCUGAAAUUGAUGAAAAUGUUACUAAAUUUCGUGGAAAAAUCCAUUUGGAAAUCCAAGAUUAUAAUUAUUUUUGUAACGAAAACUCUUUCAUAAACAAUUCUUUUUAUAAAGACUACACCGAUGUUUGGCAAGUUUAUAUAAGCUCCGCGUACUGGACGGCGCAAUUAAUGACUUUAAUCGGAUUUGGUGAUAUUCAAACUAAAACCAAACGUGAAUCUCUCUUUGUUAUUUUUAUAAUUGCAACAGGAAUCGUAUUUUAUACUUACGUUUUGAUUGAUAUCGUCGGUAAAAAAGUGAAACAUUACACAAGAUUACUUUUAUACGAAUCCAAAUUUUUACGACUAAUUAAUCACCUAAAAAACGAGAAAGUAAAUAGCGCCGUUACUUUUAAUGUAAUUGAACAUCUCCAAUAUUAUUGGAGACGAACGAACGGCUAUGAAAUUUACGACUUAGUUUCACCAUUAAACAGCAGUUUACGCGAAGACACCAUGUUAUGUUUAUACGAAAGCACAUUAAGGCACGUUCCACUUUUCGAAAAUCUAGAUCACGCCUUUUUUAGGGUUUUUGGGAAGGAAUUAAAAGAGAAAUAUUUUAUGGAGGGCGAUAUUGUACUUGGAAGUAACGAUAUUGUACAGGAUAUUUAUAUUAUUCAUAAAGGAGCGGUGCGAAAUCAUACAAAAUCAUUUUUAUUAUUACAUUUAUAA